AUGUCUUCAUUAAAAGACCUCUUGGAGUCUGUAUCGCAGGAAGAGCAAUUGCAAAGACAACUUUUGGUUGUUGGUGGAGAGGCAGUGGACCAUGUUCAGUUUCUGAAUGCUUUUGGAGUCAGAGACGUCAGUGUCAUACCGUACGGAUUUCAUUUUGCAGAACGCGCAGAUCUUCAGCUGUCGUUCCACUCUUUUGCCGGCGAAUAUGGUACAGUGUACCAGCCAGUGCUUGACAAACUUGUCCCUCAAUUGCUUGUUGUCUAUCUUCUGGAUGCGUUGGUUCUACUGAAGGAGGAACCGACACAAGAAACCAUUCUCGAGCGUGUUUCUACAUCUCUGAAACCGUGGAUGAAUGCAUGCUCUAAGGCUCCUGGAUGCUGUAUAUUGGUUCAGAAUGUCUCUCGUGUUGAUUACAGCGUCAAAAGCGUUACAAUGAUUGAUUAUCUACAGCAACUAGUGCGACUGAUCAUGAUGGAUCAAAAUGGCUCUGUGCUGUUCUUUCAGGACACCGAUACACCUGAGGACAUCAUCAGGCUUUUGAAAGGCUCGGCUGAACUACGGAUGAAAGACUAUGACAACGUGUUCGUGCCCAGUGGAAGUGACAGCUACGGGAAGAUCAAGGUGCUGAAUGAGGAUUUUGCAUGUGAGGAAACGCUCCAGAAAUGGCACAGCAUGGACACGAUUGCUAGAGAAGCAACCACCAAUGCAACAUCGGCCAAUUCAGAGAACCUGAGGCAAAAGUAUCAGGACUUCCUUAGACAGAUCCAUUUGGCUGUGUAA
This is a messenger RNA of Ogataea angusta, 780 nucleotides long. RefSeq lists its product as uncharacterized. NCBI's taxonomy places the organism in Eukaryota, Fungi, Ascomycota, Pichiomycetes, Pichiales, Pichiaceae. Bases 1 to 780 code for a protein of 259 amino acids. The record is from RefSeq and is a predicted model, not a curated record. The transcript has a single exon.